This is a messenger RNA of Diversispora eburnea, 166 nucleotides long. The record is from the annotation of a GenBank genome assembly. NCBI's taxonomy places the organism in Eukaryota, Fungi, Glomeromycota, Glomeromycetes, Diversisporales, Diversisporaceae.
AUGCAAUCCGAACUAGAUCUAUUGAAACAAGAGAGAGCCAGGCUUUUGGCUAGAAUUACAGAAUUGGAGCAGAUUGCGGAAGAUAAAAAUAAACUUGAGGUUAGAUCCAGAGUCGUGAAUUGGAACAUAUCACUGAAAACUGAGAUAAGUGUAAUGCAUUCUGAUG